This is a messenger RNA of Clarias gariepinus (North African catfish), 1035 nucleotides long. RefSeq names its product BOLA class I histocompatibility antigen, alpha chain BL3-7-like. Lineage: Eukaryota; Metazoa; Chordata; Actinopteri; Siluriformes; Clariidae. The transcript is spliced from 4 exons. The record is from RefSeq and is a predicted model, not a curated record. Gene Ontology annotation, biological process: immune response. Gene Ontology annotation, cellular component: external side of plasma membrane. The coding region runs from base 1 to 918 and encodes 305 amino acids.
AUGGAGCACCGCGUCGUUGUUGAACUCCUUUUCCUAUCACUCUUUGUUCAUCUUUCAACACAAGACACACACUCUCUGCAGUACCUCCACACUUCAUUCUCAUCAAGAACAGAUGGUCCAGAGUUCACUGCUGCUAUUUGGGUGGAUGGAGAGGAGGUUGUGUACUACGACAGCAACAUUAGCAAGGCAAUCCCAAAGACAGAGUGGAUAAAGAAGGUUCGAGCUGAUGAUCCAGCGUACUGGAACAGAGAAACUCAGAAGCAGCAGGACGAGCAGCACAUCCUCAAGUUUAACCUAAAAGCAGUAAUGCAGAGCUUUAAUCAAAAUAAGGGAGAUCAUACACUACAGAGGAUGUACAGCUGUGAGUGUGGUGAUAAUGGAACCCCUACAGAAAGACACAUGCAGUACUGUUAUGAUGAAGAAGACUUCCUCAGUUUGAAUCUGAUAACUGGAAACUGGACUGCAGUUAAACCAGAAGCUGAGAGCUUUAUAAAGAUGCUGGAGUCUACAGGACGUGGGGCUACACACUGGAAGAGCUACAUAGACAAUGAGUGCAUUGUCUGGUUAAAGAAGUUUGUGUCCUGUGGUGGAAAGAAUUUGAAGAGGAAAGUUCGUCCCAAGGUGUCAGUGUUCCAGAAACACUCGUCUCCUUCUCCAGAGGUGGUGUGUAAUGCCACAGGUUUCUUCCCUAAACCACUAAACAUCACCUGGCAGAAGGACGGAGAGGACGUGCAUGAGGACGUGGAGCUCAGAGAGACGUUACCCAACCAGGAUGGAAGCUUCCAGAAGAGAAGCAUUCUGAAGGUCCCAGCUGAGGAGCUGCAGAAACACACCUACACCUGCGUGGUUCAGCACAGCAGCUUGAAGAAGGAGUUAGCGCGAGAAGUACCAAAAGGUCCUAAUAAACUGGAGCUGUAGAGAAUGAAAGUUCAUGUAGUGUAUCGGCUGAAAUGGCUGUUAUUAUUGUACUGUGUUAUUAUGAUUUACUGUAUGUACAGUCUAUGUACAGCAAAUGUUUAGGCACCUCUUGAUAAA